CUUUGACUGCCCAUCGGCAAAGGCAGCCGACAUCGCUUCGAGAGGGACGGGUGCUGUCUGUCUGUCGGUUGGUCGGUCUGUCUGUCUGUAUGUCCGUCUGUCUGUCUGUCUGUCCGUCUGUCCGUCUGUCAGUCUGUCUGCCUUUCUGUCUGUCAGGCACUGCAUGAACUCGCUCAAGGACACACACGGAAAGACACAUCACGUGCACGUGUGUACAUAUCUUCAAAUGUAUCGCGUGUGUGCCUAUUUAUGACGCCCUCAACAAACGCUUGGCCGUCAACCCAUGGAUAUGUCUCUCAACAGCAAUUCACAUCCAGAUGUCUCACUGACAUACUCGACGCACCGACACAACAUCACAGCUUCCCGUCGCUCUCAUGGCAGUCAUCGUAAUACGCCAUUCCUAUCUCACAUGGACACCGAUUCCUGGCAACAGCCCGUUUUUUGGCGCCCUUUUGCCAUGCCGUCAUUUGGCUUGGGCAAGCGGGGUGAGCUGGGUUCCUGGACCGGCCGGACUUAUUGGGCUACUGCCUCCUGAUUCCACACUCGAGUCGGUGCGUCUCAGCCGCCAAAAGAGGUCGCUGGCUCGCCAUCCUAAGAAACAAAUGGACAGACGAUCGAUGCAGUCAGUGUAUGAGCACACAUACAACACGCAGCUUGUCCGUUCACACUUUCGAUACAAGGGCUCCAUCGCCAUCCCCCAAGCCACUCUGAGAGUAGCCGCAUUCGUGCAUGGUAGGCACCGAAACAUUAAUGUGCGCUCAUGGCUUACUGGAAAGAAGAAGGGCCAACGCCACGUACAGGACGAUGCAGCAGCCGAUAAAGUGGGAGCGCAUGAAGUACGGCGGAUAGCAGAACGUUAGGGUAAUGAGAAUGGCCACUGCAGAGGCGAUACAUCACCCGAGAGACACAAGAGCGCCUUGUCAGAUGAGAGUCUAUCUACCUGCGUAUACGAAUCUAUCGAUAAACGCAUUUUGUCGGUGCUUCCAGGAGCUGCGUAGAAUGUAGACGAUAGAACACAGCAUCGCAUGCUCGUCUCGAGAGAGACUUUUGGGGCAGUCGCUCGACAGCGGACGCCUGCAUAUCACACACACUGGCGUCACUUUGGGUUAACAUGCGUGAUGCAAGCCGCCAACCUGUCAGUGAUUCGGCUGUAGGCCUUCACGAAACCAGCCCUCCCAGAGGUGUCGAUGACUUUGUUGCAAGCCUCCUCAAACUUUGCACAUAAAAGGUCAAACUUCUUCUUGACCUCUGCAAAGCAGAAGUCGACAUGCUCUUUCUCGAAGAGUAGGACUUGUUGUGUCAACCCCAAAUCAUCCUGAAAGACACAAAUCACGUGUCUCUAUUCCCGGGGCACAUUGUUCGUUCCUCAUCCGACAGCCCACCAGAUUCAGAAUGAAAUUGAAGGCCAGUGAGUUGAGAAUCACAUCUUGAGGGUCUUCUUCAAGCCAUAAGAUCAGAGGCAGAGCAACGCAUGUCAGAGACCAUGUCAACAUCCAGUUCAGAAAGACACCUGCACGUGUUCGGAUACAACGAAAGUGCUCUUCGGGAAUCGUGGGGCGCUUCGGUGUCUCUCACCAUCUUUCAGUAUCCGCCAUCUGAAAUUUGCUCUUUUUGACCUUCCGGGAUCCGAAUCGGCGAGAUGACAAGACUCAAGGAUGGACCUCAUUGUGUUUUUCCCUGUUUGCAGAGGCUCGAUAAUGAAGGUGACGCCGUCGGUCGAUGAGUACUCUGUCUGGCCUGGACAGAGCCAGCGAUUGACCGGAUCCAGAAACUUCUUGCAGAUCUCUCGAUAAUAGACCUGCCGCAUUACGUCCUGCGAGACAAAGGAAAGGUUCAGUGCAUGUGAGCUUUUGUCCUUCGCACGACAUCUCCAACACCAUGAUUGCAUUGUUGAAGUUGAUGAGAAAUAAAAGCCCCGAGAGAAGUCGCGUGAGAGCUAUCAGAGGAAUGUAAGUGUUGACCGUGUACGAAAAGGGAAGAGUGAAAGUGUCGCCCCCCUCAAACUUCUCCCAGCCGCCAUAAGUCGCAUCUGUAACAAGAAAUCACGCCACAAGUGCUGCACAUGAGAAGUGUUCCUGGUACUCACAGAAUAGGAGGCCGAACGGUGUGAUUAUCUGCGUCAAACUGAUAAUCCAAUAAAGGAUCCAGUAGUGCCGAGGGUGCUCUAACAGAACAUGCCGAAAAAGCACAGGACGCUGCGAAGCAUGCGACAGACGGAGGUCUCGGGCGGCAGCCAGCGCACUAAUAGGAGGCGCAAGUGCCACUGCAAGCAGCAAAGAGACCGAUCGUUUGAGCGUAUAAUAUGUAUGCAUCAGCCUACGGUAUGUAUAGAUGUCCUGACGAGAGAUCAGCGCGUCCCGCACGAAUCCCAUCUCAGCCACGUAGCGCUCUUUCUCGUGAACAACCGACGGUAGGGUCUCUUCUGAGCGCCAAGUCUCGUGCUGGAAUCCGACGCGAUGGGGAUUUGGCUGCACAGUGACGUCAUUGGCGUCAUUUUGUUCGCCUGCGCCCUGCAUGUAUUGCGAAAGAGAAAGCGGUGUGCACCGAGGGUGAAAGACUUCCAUCUCUUAUAAUCUCUGACCGCUUCGCCUUCUUCUUGCUCCACAGUCACGUGGUUGACGUCUUCUUGCCUUUCUCUUUCUGCUGCACCAGUCGCGCCCUGCAACAACGAGUGAGAACACUGAGAAAAGAAUUUCGAAUCCGCGGAAGGCACGCAUUCUGACCGGAAGCAACUCAGCGUCAAGAUACUCAACGGUACUCCUCUUCAUCAGGAUAGGUCUCUGAAUGGCCCAAAGCGCACACGAAAUCUUCAAGAAGGG
Messenger RNA from Vitrella brassicaformis, 2819 nucleotides. The record is from the annotation of a GenBank genome assembly. Lineage: Eukaryota; Vitrellaceae.